GCCUACCGCCAUGUUCUGGCUGUGCGCGACGGUGGCGACCCUGGCGGUGGUAGCGACUGACGCUGUGCGCGAGACAAAGACCAGCUUUGUACCGAUAAAGCUGCCGACGGACUUUGCUAGCUACGACGUCGACACUAACGGCUACGUAGAGAUCCAAGAGCUAGCGAAUGUGUCUGACACGACCGUCGAGGAGUCGAGCAAACCGUUCGAAGCCGCCGAUGUCAACAUUGAUGGUCUCAUAUCGGAGAAUGAGUUCUACUCCGCACCUUGGGAUCUCAGUGGUGGUCAGAUGCGUUUGAGGUCCCGUCAAUCGUCGCCAGAGGUCGCGAGCGAGCAGAAGGAUACCCGGACGAAACUCCGUACGGUUAAUGGUGAACCCGGAAUCGGGGAUAAUGAAAACGGAAUUGGUGAUCAUGAAUCCGGAAUGACUGAUGAUAAGUUUGCAAUGGAUAAAAGUAAAUCCAGAAUGGAUGACGAUGAAAACGGAAUUCGUGAUGGUAAAUCCGGAAUGGUUGAUGAUAAAUUUGGAAUGGAUGAAGGUAAAUCCAGAAUGGAUGACAGUGAAAACGGAAUUCGUGGUGGUAAAUCCGGUAUGAGUGAUAAUCAAUUCGAAGUGGAUGAAGGUAAAUCCGGAAUGGACAAAGAAGAUAAAAACGAAAAUGGUAUUGAUGAAUCCGGAGUGAUUGAUGCUAAAUCCAAGACGGAUGAAGAUAAACUCGGAAUGGUUGACUAUAAAUCCGAAACGAUUACAGAAAAAUACGGAAAGGAUAAUGGUAAAUCCGCCAUGAUCAAGGAUUAGACUAGAGGACAUUUAGUACAGUUAAAUAUCGGAGGAUGAAGUAGGCUGGUUGCUUGCAACACGCGUGUCUCUCGUGACGUCUGGAUAACCCCAAGAUAUGACACAAAGCCACAAUAACACACAAACCCACAGUAACACACAAACCCACAGUAACACACAAACCCACAGUAAAACACAAACCCACUCUAAGACACACACCCACAGUAAAACACAAACCCACAAUAACACACAAAACCACAGUAACACACAAACAGACGAAUCGAUUUCUGAUGAAGUUUCGACAGACAGCUAUUUACAGUUUUAUCUGCUAUUUACAGUUUUUAGUCGACAUGCUGUUAUCGAACGCGAUAGAUCUAUAACAUUCCGUGUAUGUAAAUACGCUUCGGUGCCACUGCAGAUCAAACACGCUAUCCAGGGAAGUUUUAUACUUUACGUUGUGCGUAUUCCUUGUAGUUUCCUUCGUAGUUCUCUCACGCGGAAGUUUCAAUUGCUCUUAGAUGUGGAGUGUUGUCUCGGUAAGGCAAUUAGCGUGUGUGAGCGUGUACGAUCAACGUGAUAAAAGCAGUUUCUAACGAUUUCUAAUACUUAAGCCGCAGUGUAAACAGAUGUCGGACAGAGAGGCCUAUGUAAUUAUGCUCCAUUAUCGGUUCGUUGUUUACUCAAGCAUUCUCGGAUUGAAUCAAACUAUUCUGACAGUCACGCACGUACGCACGCGCGUUCGUUCGCUCGCUAGCGGGUGUGUUGUGCGAGCGAAUUAUAUGCGAUUUGAUUUUUGCGAUAGGCCAGACGAAAGUUGUUUUCAAGUGUUACGAGAGAAGCUACGAACGAAUUGAAGUACUAUUCACACAAAGAUGGCACUGUACUGUAUUAUACGAAACUCUACUGCACUGUACCGAACUGUACUGUCGUGUACUGAACUGUACUGGGAAAGUUACCGCGGCGCGUUUUCCCCCUUGGUUCGCUCGUGUGAUUUUCUCGGAUAUAGAUGUUUCUUGCGUCGAGAGACCGACUAUACGAGUUUUUUCGGGCUAUGAAUCAGACACCACCGACAAGAACGCACUUACGAAGCACGGCAUGUGUGUCCGUUCCUAAAUACUGCUGGCUGCGGGCCAGCGUGUGUAUUUGCAGCUGUCCGCUACAUGCCCCUCUGCUAGACAAACGAGAGAGAGAGAGAGAGAGAGAGAGAGAGCGAGAGAGAUAGAGAG
Molecule: messenger RNA, 2004 nt
Organism: Priapulus caudatus
Lineage: Eukaryota; Metazoa; Priapulida; Priapulimorpha; Priapulimorphida; Priapulidae
Exons: 2
Coding region: 11-799 (262 amino acids)
Source: RefSeq, a predicted model, not a curated record